Necator americanus (New World hookworm) is the source of this 1602-nucleotide messenger RNA. RefSeq lists its product as uncharacterized. Lineage: Eukaryota; Metazoa; Nematoda; Chromadorea; Rhabditida; Ancylostomatidae. The transcript has 15 exons. The coding region runs from base 1 to 1602 and encodes 533 amino acids. The record is from RefSeq and is a predicted model, not a curated record.
AUGCCGUCCCGUAAGGGAAAGAAGAGCCAGAGAACGGGUGAACGUAUCGAUGUGAAGAAAAGCGGACCCGAGCAAUGGGACUCUAUAAAGUACGUGCACCCUGAGAAGCUCAAGGAGCCCUGUGCACGUAUUGAAAGCGAUGGUGAAUGGUUCCCGAUUGAUCGAGUACUGGAUUCGAUUUAUAUCGUGGGAACGGACAAAAUGUGGCAGCAUUUGGUCCAGUGGAAGCCUUAUUGGUCGAAACAAGUGACUCCAUCUGCACUGAGAGAUUUCCAUUGUCGUGCUACAGUUCUAGGAUGUGUAGUUAAGGAGGAUGUGCUGAGGUCAAGGGUUCGUCAGCGAGUUGAGUGGACUCGAAGGGAGUUUAUGUGCUCCAACUUCAUGCUGCGAAUAACUGAUCCUGACGGUACAAGCACUGUCGAAGUGAUGCCGUACCCUGAUGUGAAGCGACGGUUUCCUGAUGCUCUCUUUGAGUUCCUAGAAAAGAAGAUGACAAACCCUCGUGUACGGGAUGAAGACAGACCUCGCAGUGAUGGGUUACUUUCUAUAUAUGAUGAUAUUAAUAUUCCUGCAUGCGUCAAUAGAGAUCCGGAAGCUUCCAGAAGAGUUGAGGUACAACCAGAGCAGGAACCCAAAAAGGGUGACAGUGAUAGUUCUACUGACAUUUCUUCACUGUGCAAAUCUGAAUUAGAAAUGAAAAAGAAGAAGAGGAAGUAUUACACAGGCCAUAGAAAUAUCAGGAAAAAGAGCAGAGUUCUGCGAGAAAUCGAACCUCCCGAAGCGGUACCAUCACUCGAUCUUCCAGCAGCAAAUCUUUCAUACGAAGAUAAUCGUACUUCUCGAAAUGUGUGCACCGUCGCAUCUAAGAAGUUCGAGAUGAAUGGAAUCAAAGAGCAGUACGAAAUGCAUAAGAAGAAAUCUCCAUCGAAGGCUGGAAAGUCCCCUGACGCCCCCAUUCCAAGUGCACGACCUCAUACUCCAUCGAAUCGGCAGAGGAAGUCUGGAAAAUCAAUUUCACAGCAUUCUGGCAGGAGAAGUCUAUCAGCUGAGAUUGACAACAAUGUGACUAUAAUCACACUUGAAGAUGAUGCUGAAAGUCGGUCUGCUAAGAAUUCACCAACGGCGAAUGCCUGCGGGAAAAGUCCACUGGAAUUCUACUCGAGCAGUAGGCGAAAUGUGAAGGGACCCGAAACAACCCCAACAGGUGAAACCCUUAGAACUCCAACUGUUUCAACACGUAGAACAUCCCCACGUCUAUCAGUGAAUGUUAAUUCUACGAAAACUAUUCCGGAUUUAAAGCAGCGUGGAUGCAAAAGAAGUGCACCGUUGCGGUCGCGCAAUUCACUGGACAAUUAUUUUUGCCUAGGACUUGGAUUUAAUUCGUCAUUUCCAUCCUCACAUCUUUUGUUAUUAUUACAAAGUUCGAUAACUUUUGAAACGAUUCAAAGAAUUCUCUUGAAAUAUUUGUCUUAUUGUGCCAUCAGCUUUAUAUUCCUCAAAUGGUUGACUAUGAUUGAUCGGUUCGUCGAAAAACAUAUCGUUGUCCCUACCUUUUGCCUUUCAGUUCUAUUUCGUAAUUCUUCUUUGCUACCUGGUAAGUAG